Phyllopteryx taeniolatus (common seadragon) is the source of this 3444-nucleotide messenger RNA. It is a transcript of the gene gbe1b, whose product is annotated as glucan (1,4-alpha-), branching enzyme 1b. Gene Ontology annotation, molecular function: hydrolase activity, hydrolyzing O-glycosyl compounds; cation binding; 1,4-alpha-glucan branching enzyme activity. Gene Ontology annotation, cellular component: cytoplasm. NCBI's taxonomy places the organism in Eukaryota, Metazoa, Chordata, Actinopteri, Syngnathiformes, Syngnathidae. The coding region runs from base 93 to 2162 and encodes 689 amino acids. The transcript has 16 exons. The record is from RefSeq and is a predicted model, not a curated record. Gene Ontology annotation, biological process: glycogen biosynthetic process.
ACCAAGUACAUUCCUGCUCUUUGUUCACACACAGUGAGGGAGGGAAAGCACAGGGCUCGGUGCUCGAUUGCUUCAGUCUCGAGUUGGAAACCAUGGCGGAUCGGGAGGAUAAUGUUACCAUUCCUAAAUUCGACACUCUCCUCCAAAUGGACCCGUACCUUAAACCCUACGCGAAGGACUUCAAGCGGAGGUAUGAGCUGUUCCAGAAGCAGCUUUUCCAGCUGGAAGAGGCAGAGGGCGGCUUCGACCAGUUUACGCGGAGCUACUGGACCUUUGGCGUGCAGCGGCAGCCCAACAACAGCCUCUUCUUUAAGGAAUGGGCGCCAGCUGCGGAGGCCCUCUUCCUCACCGGUGAUUUCAAUAGCUGGGACAAAUUCUCCCACCCGUACACGAAGAGAGAUUACGGCAAGUGGGAGCUGAUUCUCCCGCCGAAGCGUGACGGGUCUCCCGCUGUGGAUCACAACACCAAGCUCAAGGUGGUGGUUCACACUAAGGAUGGGGAGCGGCUCUACCGGAUCUCGCCUUGGGCAAAAUAUGUGACCAGGGAGGAGAAAACGGUCAUCUACGACUGGAUUCACUGGGACCCCUCACAGCCGUACAUUCACAUCCACCCGCGGCCCAUGAAACCCACGCACCUGAGGAUCUACGAGGCCCACGUGGGCAUCGCGUCACCUGAGGGAAAGAUCGCGUCGUACAGAAACUUCACCAUCAACGUGCUGCCUCGUAUAAAAGACCUGGGUUACAACUGCAUUCAAAUGAUGGCCAUCAUGGAGCACGCCUAUUAUGCAAGCUUUGGCUAUCAGGUUACCAGCUUCUUCGCGGCGUCCAGUCGCUACGGCAAUCCUGACGAGCUGAAGCAUCUGAUCGACGUGGCGCACUCGAUGGGCAUCGUGGUGCUGCUGGACGUGGUCCACAGCCACGCGUCCAAGAACACGGAGGACGGCCUCAACAAGUUUGACGGCUCCGACUCGUGCUUCUUCCACUCGCCUCCGCGUGGGGAGCACAGCCUCUGGGACAGCUGCCUCUUCAAUUAUUCCAGCUGGGAAGUGCUGCGCUUCCUGCUCUCAAACCUGCGCUGGUGGAUGGAGGAGUACAAGUUUGACGGCUUCCGAUUCGACGGCGUCACUUCCAUGCUGUACCACCACCACGGCAUCGGCGUCGCCUUCUCCGGGGACUACAGCGAGUAUUUUGGCCUCCACGUGGACGAGGACUCGCUGGUGUACCUGAUGCUGGCCAAUCACAUCCUGCACACGCUGUAUCCUGACUGCAUCACCGUCGCAGAGGAUGUGUCGGGGAUGCCCGCCCUCUGCAGGGCAGUGGAGGAAGGCGGGCUUGGUUUUGAUUACCGCCUAGCGAUGGCCAUUCCCGAUAAGUGGAUUCAGAUCCUGAAGGAGUUCAAGGAUGAAGAUUGGGACGUGGGCAACAUCGUCCACACGCUGACUAAUAGGCGCUACACGGAAAAGAGCAUCGCCUAUGCUGAGAGUCACGACCAGGCCCUAGUCGGGGAUAAAACGCUGGCGUUCUGGCUGAUGGACAAGGAGAUGUACACCAAUAUGAGCUCGCUGGCUCCCAUGACUCCCGUUAUCGAUCGUGGCAUGCAGCUGCAUAAAAUGAUCCGCCUGAUCACGCACGCACUGGGCGGCGAAGCCUACCUCAACUUCAUGGGGAAUGAGUUCGGUCACCCCGAGUGGCUCGAUUUUCCCCGAGAGGGCAACAACGAGAGCUACCACUACGCCCGGCGGCAGUUCAACCUGCUGGACAUGAUGCAGCUGCGCUACCGUCAGCUCUACGCUUUUGACCGCGACAUGAACCGCACCGAGGACAAGUACGGCUGGCUGGCCGCCCCGCCGGCCUUUGUGAGUGCCAAGCACCAGGAGGACAAGGUCAUCGUGUUUGACAGGGCCAACGUGCUCUUCAUCUUCAACUUCCACCCCAGCAAAAGCUUCCAGCACUACAAGGUGGCCGUGCAGGCGCCAGGAAAGUACAAAAUCAAGCUGGAUUCUGACGAGGCUCUGUACGGAGGCCACGGACGGCUGGACCACAACACCGAGUUCUUCACCGAGCCGCAGCCCUUCAACGGACGCCCCCAUUCAAUGCAGGUGUACAUCCCCUGCAGGACCGCUAUUGUGCUGGCUAAUGAGGAGAUUGAUUACUGUUAUUAGAAACACACACACAGUGUCUGAUUGGUCCGCUUGGACAUCCAAACGCUGCUUGAAACCAUCCACCGCAAUCAGCCGAUUUGUUAGCUGUGUUCAGUGUUCUUUGUCAUGUGAAACACAAUUGUGGGUGCGGGGAAGGAACACACGACAAUAUCGAUAAUUAUUAAUAAUAAUCAUGGUGAAACAUCUUAGAUGAUUUUUUAUUUUAUUUUGCACUUUUGGAUGUUGUAUGGUUUAUUUGUGUCAGUGGUGCUACUUUACAAUAAGGGUACCCUUAUAUAGAAAUGAUAAUACUAGUAAGAAAUAGUCAUAGUAGAGAAUAAUGCGUUUAGGAAUUGAUUCUAAUGGGUUUAUAUGAGCACUUUAUGAAUUGUUUAUAGAUUGGUUGUUAUUAAGUUAACGCCGGCUAAGCCUUAAGAAAGAGCCUUGACAGCAUCAUCACUUUGCCGAAUAGUGAGUGCACUGCUUAGGUAAUAAAUUAUAGCAGUAAAAUAAAGAAGCACAACUCCAAAUGUUUUGAUUUGUAUGUGAAACACAAAGAAAAGGAUUAUUUGGUUCAGAUAAAACAAGAUACGGUAUUGGCUUCCGUUUGGGGCUCAUUUGGGGGAAUUUCCCGAGUGAGAGUUCAAGCACUGCAAUUCGCCCAAAAUGGCUGCGCCAAACCAAAAUGGCUCACAUCCAUCUUUUUAAUAACCAAUUUUGAAAACGUUUUUAAGGGGACCCUUAUGGUAAGGUCGUACCGUGUCAGUAUUACCAGCACUUCAAUCAUUUCUGGGGUCAUUGUCAUGAUAAACAUGCUGUAAUUUGCACAGAAAAAAAUGAAUUUAUGAAAUUGAAAUGUACCGGUGGGUACACGGUGGUCGGCUGGUUAGCACAUCUGCCUCACAGUUCUGGGGACCGGGGUUCAAAUCCCGGCCCCGCCUGUGUGGAGUUUGCAUGUUCUCCCCGUGCCUGCGUGGGCACUCUGGUUUAACAUGCAUUGUAGGUUAAUUGACAACUCUAAAUUGCCCCAAGGUGUGAAUGUGAGUGCGAAUGGUUGUUUGUUUAUGUGUGCCCUGCGAUUGGCUGGCGACCAGUUCAGGGUGUACCCCGCCUCCUGCUCCAGCACCCCCGCGACCCUUGUGAGGAUAAGCGGACAAGAAAAUGGAUGGAUGGAAAUUGAAAUGGGUAUUUUGAUGAGCGACGAUAACACUGUGGAAUUUUUUGUCAUUUCAAGUAUUGUUUUUGCAAUGUGGAACAUUAAAAAAAAAAAACAACAAAAAAAACUGUGCCAUCUCGCCAAACA